AUGACAAUUUCAAUCAGAUUAAGGCGGCAUAUUCAAGGUCUUAUUCCUAUGUGAGUACUGGAAUUAUUGUCCAUCCGUUCAAAAUUAAUUUUCGUAACAAUACAAUUUGGGUUUCUUAGAUUAGAAACCCACAUGGAUACAGCUGCUAGACCACUGCUUAUAAUCAGUAUAGUAUUCUAUAAAGGACGGUCACGUGAUAAUUUUUUUUGGGUGGUGCAGAACAACCAAGCCACUGUAAACAGUAUUCCCAAUGAAAACUCAGGGGCGGAUCCAGGAUUUUUUUUAGGAGGGGGUGCACUGGUCUCUUGCUCUACUUCAACACCAAUAAACCACAUAGUUUUUUUUUUCUGCAGAAUACCAGUUGUAUUAGAAAACCGCAGGUCAUCUCAGGGGGGGGGGGGGGGGCGCCCCCCCCCCCCCCCCCCCCUAAACCCCCCCCCGAAACACCUGCUUCUUCUCCCCUUUUUAAUUUUUUCUUUCUUUACUUCCAAUAAAGCACCAAAAUAUUUUUUUUAUUGCCACCGCUUAGAACGUGACGCCGUCCUUUUUUGUUUUUGGGGGGGGGGGGGGGGGUGCGCACCCCCUGCACCCUCCCCCUAGAUCCGCCCCUGAAACUACUGCUUCUUCGUCUCUUUAUAAUUGUAUCUUUCUGUACAUCGAAUAGAGCAACAUAAUAUUCUUUUAAUCGUCACCGACUAUGCAGUGAGCUCGUUCAUUUAUGCUUCUGAUAUGUUGUUUUUUACUUUUGGCUGUUUCGAUUAAAUAAUUUUCUGGGCUCGGGAUAAAUUAAUAUAAGCCCGGUAGGUGUUAGGAAGAGAACAAGACGAUACAAUCUAAAAUGAUAUGAAUAUCUAAAAUGACAUAUUCUCUUUAUAUUCUAUUUGAUUAAGGGGAAAUUCUUAACUUGAAAAAGUUUUGCCCGAGUUUGUUAAUAAGAAUUUAAGUAGACCCUUAAUUCUCUUAAUAAUUCUCGGAUACGUUCAUCGAGCACCGAUUACCAAGUGUUGAUUGUUGUUCUUCUGAGACUUUUAUUCUUUUGAAUUUUUAGUAUUUCAACUAACACAUUCAAAUUCUACUCAUUAUGGCUGCGAAUGACAUCUGAAUUACUUGUACCGCUAUGACGAAAAUUGAACUUCUUAUUAAGCAAAAGCAGAUGUCUGGAUACUCAGAUACAGAUACAUAAACUAUUGAAGAUUCUGUUGGAUUACCUUCGAUUGCAAAAAACCCUCAUGUCUAAAAUGAAUAACUGGUAAGUCUGAACUAAGUUCGAUUCUCAAGAGAAAUGAUCCACAUCCAUUAGGAUUUUAUGGGUGUCUUGCCAGUUAGAACGGCCUCCACAUGGCUUUAAACUAGACAAAUCACCCUAGAGGAAAAGUCCUCUAUAUGGUAGAGCAAGGUGAAUCUAAGACCGGCCGAGGGGGUAUGUUAAACCGUUUAUCCUUAAACCGAAUCCGGGUAUCGAUUACCGAGAAACGCUAGUAUUGGAAGUAAAAAGAGUCAUCAGAAGAGAAAUAGGAAGUAUUUGUUUUAAGUGCAGGCCUCAACUGGUUUCCCUUAUACUUAUAAGCUGGACAGUAAUUUAUCCAGUGGAUAGCGCUAUCCAACGUUUAAACAACCGUGGCCUGAACGAUUUCAUUUAAAGGCGUAUUUGUAUGAAAGUACUACAUUCGUGGCUUAGUCAAAUGUGUCAGUAUUGAAGUGUCAGGUCCCAUACAACAGUUAUAGCUUAAUCAACGUAUUAGACUGACUUUCAAUGACUUAAUGUUGAAUCAAUAUAACAUACAGAAUUCACAACUAUCACGGUAUUAAAAUACGACUCCUUACAAUGACUGGGUCAGCACACGUCGGAUUCAUCUACAUAGCAUCUUUUAAAUUCAGUUGUUUACUAGUAUGGAAUUUUUAACAUUAUAUAAUCUGAAGUGACUCCAUACAACAUUACUUUUGAACCUCUUAACACUGACCAAAAUGCUCGAGUCCAGUUUUUCAUGAUUGAGAAUUUCACAGCUAUCAAGAUCAAGUAAUUGCUUUUUUCAACUGAAGAUAAACAUCGCAGCGGAGUUUUGUCUUUCCGUUGCAUAUUUAGCAAAUCAUAUAAUAACACUCGACCAUAGAAUGUAAAGGGAAAUUUAUGUUAUAAAUGCCAAUUUUGGUUGGAAAAAAAAAGCGUUAAGCCAACUCGAUUAGUCUCUGCUGGACUGAAACUUUUUCGGCCAAUUUUUGUUCAGUUUGGUUCUAACCGGUGGCUAUAAUUAUAAAUAAAAGUAACCGAAGCAGGUUGACAAGAGCACCUGUCUCGUCCGGGAAAAUUACCUUUGUUUUGCUUGAUUGUAAUGUUUUAAAAAAUUAAACUAAAAGCUGAAUCGAUAGUAAUUGUCCUACAGUUAACGCUCUCGUCUUCAAUAAUUAGAAAUAAAUCUUCACCGUCGACACUUAUUUUUCACUGAACUCGAAGAAUCGAAGUUUCACUGCCUAGUGAAAGAUCAGAUUGCCUUUGUUUGAAUAAAUAUUUUCAAGUUCAGGGGAAACGAUUUGCCCGUUCCGGAUUUGUGGUGUGCGAAGCCGUUCUAGUCAUUUUUAAAUCGGAGCAUGGUCAGUCUGAUCAUUAUUAAUUUUUGGCUAAAUCUUUACUAGUUUUGAGGACAGCACCAAAUCGUCAGAUAAAGAUACUGCACCAAGUCCGAAAUUCAACAACCUUUUUAGCGAGGUCGAGAAGGAAAGUGAUGGUGGAACAAUCGAAAGGCUUAAAGAGUUCUGUGGUUAUACUACAGCUCACGGACUGGGGCGACUUGUGGACAGCAAAAGCUAUAUUCGCAGAUUGUUCUGGGUGAUGGCGUGUCUGGGGGCCUUUACCAUGUUUACCAGUCAAGUAAUAUCUUUGGCUGAACAAUAUUUGAGCAAGCCAGUGGAAACCUAUAUCACCAUGAAAUACGUCAGGGUAAGGACUUGGUUUGACAUUUUAAAAAGCUAUGGGCGAAUAUUCCUUAGCAGGCAUUUGUGAGGGAGAGGAUGGAGAAUAGACCCUUCCACAAUUUUCUUCAGCUUUUAAUAUGGAGAAGUUAGAGAAAAUUUGUCAACGUCGCUAAAAGGAGCGCCUUUUAUUUUAGUAAACUGCCAAGUUUAAAAGUCUCCUUAAAGUCGCGAAAUUUUACAGACAUUUGUAUGGGGUGGGGGGGACAAAUGUUUGUCACAAAUUUUCUUGCAGAGCUAUAUCUUCGCUCGCUUAGGGCGUAUCACUUUCAAACGUGGCAAGUUUACUAAUUUUAGGGCGCUCUUUGCAGUGGUGCCGAAGGAUUUUUCUAUAAACUGGUCCACGUCAAAAGUUGAAAAAAUUCGUGGAAGGUGAGUCUGUCCCACUUUGUCUUCCGCUUUGGCAAAAGCCUGCCACACAAACAAGUUAGCUCUAAAGCACCGUAUUUGCUCGAAACCUGGUAAAACAUCCUCGUUUCGUGGGCGUCGUGUGUGCCGCAUUUGUUAGGUUUGGUUUUGCCCCGAGCCGUCGGCGUAAACAUGUUAAGGCCAACCCCAAUGUAUUGAUAUUUCAAAGGUGUAUUGGCAUGGAUAAGUUCCUCUUAAGGGAAAUAAAAUAAAUAGAUUCACUAAAAUGUAGCUUUUGUAUUUGUGUCAGAAUAUUAAUUUUCCAGUGGUGACAGUUUGCAAUCAAAACGCCAUUCGCCGAAGCAUACUAUAUUCUAACAACACCGAAAUCCUACAAGAGCAGCUGAAAAAUUUACUUAAUGGAUCGAAAGGUUAGCUCAAGGAAGUGUUAAUUAUCAGAAUAUUACCAUCUGUAUUAUAUAUAUUUUUACUAAUUACAUCGAAAUUAAGCUCUGUUGUUCUUGUGAAUAACUUAUUAUUGUAGAGCUAAGUAAGGGAGAGACCUCAGCCUAAAGUAAUUUUGUAGCUUCCCCAUGUAAUUGUGGAACGGCUUAAUGUUUAUUGACCAGAAUCGUUUUAGCCUCUUUAAACUCCUAGCCACAAAUUCAAGCUGAAUUUAUUUGCUAAAAGUAGCCUUGUCAGCAAAUAUGGAUUUUAGUCUUGCUUCUUUAAAAUUUUCUCAACCAAUAUUGUACAGUAUAAGGCUCACUGUUUGUACCGUUUGUCGCAGUUAAAAUGCAAUAUUUUUCAGGAGAAAAGCUUACUGAUUUAUCAUCGUCGAAGUCAAAAAAGAAAGUGAGAAGAGACAUCCCUCGAAACCUCAGCAAAAUUGGCGAAGAAAUAUCAGAGAGUAUCAUUAGCCCAUCGAGCACGCAUGCGCCUUUGAUGGGAUCAAUCUCCACAACAUCUUCACCCAAAAUAAACGAAACAAAUUUAGAUGAGACAAGAAAGAAGAAUAAAAAGAAAACGAAGACAAAAAAAACGAAGGGAAAUAAAACAGACGAAGAUACUAAGGCGAAUGGAGAAGGUACGUGAAAUUCGCUUAGGGCAUUUAUUGGAGAGGAUUACGGUGUAUAAUCAUCAAAGGUAUAGAAAAAAGGAGUCAGAAUACAUGGCUUAAGCGAGCACCAUUUGAUUCCCAUGCUGGUUAAUAAUUAGCCAACGUGACAUAAGCAGUUGAGUUAAUGAAUCCGGAAAUAAGUGGUGUUCUAAAUAUUGCUCGCUUUAAAAUGUUCAUAUCCUAAAAAAUUAACUUUAUGCCAUCUUACUCUGUAGGAGCUCCGCUUUUAGGCUUCGCUAUGUGAUAAAUUUAUGUUGUAUCGACGUUAAACAAAGGUCGCCGUUAGGUCGCGGAGUAAUGUAUAUAAUUGGUUGCUUUACUAACUCUGUCUUAGGACUGCUAAAGACAAAUACAUGCAGAUCGAAAUACAGAUUUAAAGAUAGAAAAUCCUAAGACAGUUUAAUGCAACCAAUCAGAAACACGAUCUUAGCAGCCGUGGUCCUUUUGUUUUAGAUCUUUGCUCCCGACGGGCACAGUCUGAUAAUCGCUCAUUGCGUGGGAGUCGAGUCAGAAGUGUCUUACGAUUUUCUUCCUUUGAAAAUUGUCUUAUAUCGUUUACAGAGAUGUCUGAUUUUGUGGCGAAGCAAGAACGUGUUCAAGUAGCCCUAGCUACCUGGUCUGAAGACAAACUAACUAAAAUGGGACAUCAGUUUAAGGACAUGUUCCGAGAGUGCACUUACAGAGGAAAAUCAUGCAUGUAAGUUUUGAUCCUCCGUCUGUUUCGUAGUGCAAGAAGUGUUCAUACCUUUACACUGCCGUACAUUGCUGAAGCCACGAAGUUUUCAGAAACCUCAAUAGUUUUACUAGCUUUUGUUUUUAAGGCUACGUAAGGACAUUGUCUGUAAAUUGAUCUGUUGUAUCUUUGGCUAAUAAAACAACUCCGGCCUUUUAGAGUUGAAAGUUCAAACAGUCUGAACAGUUUGUUACUGUUUUGUUAUAACCAAAAGUUAAUGUUUCUUAGUGGUGUUGAAGGAAAGAUUUUUGUAUCAUUUUUGUCUGUUCAUAGCUAUAGAUACUAGUUGUAAAUUUGAGAAUAUUAAAAGUGAAUGAGUGAGGACAUGAUAAUCUACUUGUGGUGAUCAGCUUAUUGGACCGGGCCUCCCAGGUUUAGCCAAUUGAACCGACCUUUGUUUUUUUUAAACUGUAUAUUAUAAGCUUCAUGUUUCUUUCUUAGGAAAAGUCGGUUUUGGGACUCAUUUUGGCAUUAUAAAUAUGGAAACUGUUUCACUUUUAACAAGUAUAGCGAUCUUAAGGCUGCUGGCCCAGGGCCUGCUUACGGUAAGAUCCUUACAUCUCCAUUACUAACUUGUGUUUAGAUAAAUAGUUCUCGACUAAUAGAUAGCAAUAAAAACAUACAGCAUCUGUUAUUACACCGAAAUAACAAAUUAAAGUACAAAUAGUGCGCAGGGGUAAAGAGGUUCAUUUUAGAACUGAUACAUCGAGCUUCCCUGUCAGCCCGCCAAACAUAUAAACCACAGCACUUGUUGCAUUCUUGGAUGCAUCUACUUCUAUAAUGUUUGUAUUGGUUACGACUCUAGCAGUUUUCAGACGCGCUGUCCCUCGCGCUCUUCCGUCGCUCGCCCUGAUGGUAUACAUUAAAUACAAACAAACUAGGUCUUAAUGCAAAACAAAAAAAAAUAAAAAAAUAAAAAAACAAAACACUAAAACUAACAAAAACAAAAUAACCACAGCAAUAACAAGCAUAAAAUGUAUCAAUAGACCGAAUAUUAAAAUGGAUCUCUUUUGCAAGUUUUCUGGCACAUUUACCUGUAUUGAGUUCAAAGACAGUCAUUCAUGCGUAAUAUUUUUGUGCAGCUUUUUAACCUUUUUUUCCUCUAGGUUUGGUGCUGGAAAUGAACGUCGAGCAAAACGAAUAUCUUGGAGAUUUGACUCAGGAUGCUGGCAUUCGAGUUCAGAUCGAGGACAAGGGAAAAGUCCCAUUCCCUUACGAGAAAGGGUUUAGCGUGGGGCCUGGGUCUGCAACCUCGGUAGGAAUAAGAAAGGUCAGCCAUGAUAAAGAAACCACCCUUUUAGUUUAUAACAUGUAUAUUUGAAAUAACUGUAUUUUAUUUUGCCACGAUGAAAUUAUGAUUGUUCCUUCUUCUUUGUUACUUUUAGGUGAAAAUUAUGCGCGUCAAAACUUCUAAGAAAGGGAGUUGCAUUGGAGAAAUAGACCCAUUGAGCGAAGACAAUCUUCUUCAGCUUAAACACAAUGCAUCCUACUCCACAACCGUAAGUAACUGAAGUAUGUAGGUACGAAAAUCGGCCCCUGAUUGAAGGACAAACUGUUAACCAUAACGAUUUUAGUUCUGCGGUUGGUCUUUUCCAUAUUUACGCAAGGGGUUUGGUAGAUGCAAGUGUGGGCAUUAAAAAUGAAGAAAUUAAAUUAAAAAUCCUAGGCAAGGCAAGAAAUCUUGCUUCGUGGGCUAAAAUGACAACAAAUCUCAAAUUAAAUGCAGCGACGUCGCCCCUGCCUUGUUCUAGACAACAGAGCUUGGGCCACAGUAGCUUGUGAGAGGUUAUAGAAGGCCUUCACUACAAUAGCUGCCACGUGAGUUGCAUUUAGCAACACAGGUUGUUACAACCGAUAUAAAAGAGUACAGCUGCGCCCAGUCAAACGUUUUGUUUAUGCUUCAUUGAAUGGAAAUGUCCCACGUCUGGGUAUGUAUACAACUGAGCCAUGGACGUCAAAUAACUGUCCUCUUUAAAUACUACGGAUAUGUACAGGCGGAGAGUAAAAUUUUGAUGAAGAGUUUUGAGAAAAAUCUCCAUGCCUAAAAUUAUUUCUUUUGCGAGAUGCCACUUUUGGCAAACUCGUUGUUUUCAUUAGUUUCCCCCCUUCAGUUGAUGAACGUAAAAACUAGGGAUAACUUGAUCAGUGUCGUUAAAAACACACUUUUGGCCGGAUAAACGAACUAGUAUAGUUCACUCUUUCAGUAUGAGAUAAGCCUGUAAUGCAAUAGAAAUGCGCUUUAAUACCAUUUAAUAAAAAAUUUACGAAUUUUUGUGUAUAUAUACUUGGUUAGGCUUGUAGAGAAAGCUGUCUUUCUGAUAAGGAAAAUGAAAAGUGUGGCUGCCGAGAAUACCGAUUUCCUAGAGAUGACAGUAAGAACGAGCGCGUUUGUGACGUUCUCAAUGCGACCGUUGGUAGGUGAAACAUAAAGUUAUUUAAUCGAUUUGCCAGCCUCAGUUUAGCCAACUUUUUUUUAACGUUUAACAGUCUCUUAAUAUUCUUACAAGUUUGCAAGUGGAAAAUACUUUGCUCGGGCAUUACAAUUAAUCCAAAUACAAAUUUGAAUUUGGAUUUAUCGGCGAGGGAGGAGCUGAGUAUACUAUUGUAUCCGGAACCUGUUGUUGAAGAUGUAUCGAGACAAUACAGCGCACACCUUAUGCUAAUAUGUUACUUUGCAGCAAAAUGCUUGAAUAAAGUCCUAAAAAGAUACAAAAAGUCAAACUUGGGCUGCAGUCGAAAGUGCACCUCACCUUGCAAGUAAGUCUAACUUUUCAAUUUUGCUCAACCGGAAACCAAAAAGUAGCUUACUUGUAGCGAGUAUUAGAGCAAUUAUUGGGUAAGAGUAAUUGCAGAUUCACGACAGGGGCGUAGCCAGGGUUUUUCAAAGGGGGGGGGGGGGGGGGGGGGUCACAGAGGCUACUCACCAGAUCACCAUCCAGGGAUCGCCGACUAUAUAUGGUUUAUACCGCUGCUGCCCCUCUUGUAUCAGCGGGCUCAGUCGUAUUAUCGCGGCAUGAUGACGAAAAUACUUUACAAAAACACAAAUUUUAAAAAAGUGGGCUUUUCAACAAUGGCUUUUACGGCCAAGAUAUUGUCAUGGCGUUUUCGCGACCUGAAUAUUGUAGGUUGUUUGCUCAAAAGAAGGCCUACGGGGGGGGUCACGGGCACACCAGGACCCCCCCCCUAGCUACGCCCAUGCACCAGCCAGAGGGUGUAAAAUCUGCCGAAGCCGAUCGAAGGACUAGAUAAAGGGAUUUUUUUGCCCCGUUCUUCGAAAAGUAAUAGCCGUUCUUCGAUUAAAUUUUUGCAGCCUUAUUAUUUAUAUUAAUUUUCUUGCAGUGAGAAUGUUUAUAAACUAACCAUAUCAACAUCGAAAUUCCCUUCUUUGGCUUACCAGGUAACAAAGUUUAAUUUUAUUUACGUUAGUCUUGAGGUCUGGGGCCGAUCUGAAGCCAACCGCUGGUACUAUAUUGUGUUAAUUGAUUGCAACUGUAAGUGUUGUAUUUUGGAGAACAUUUACCCGAUAUCUUUUCCACGCUUAAUCAUCUUAAGUCUGGAUAUGCUGUAAACCAGACUAUAGAGACGAAAGUUUUCUUGCACAUUUUGCGUCAAACUUUCUAAUUCAGAUUUUAAUUGUGAUAUAUCAUGGUAAUUUGAACACUUCAUCCAAUGUCUCUGUUUACACUAAUGGUCGUAAUCGGAGUCGUAAGAGCGACGGAAUCGGAGUCAGAAGAAUCAGAACGUUUCCAUUUCCUUCCGACUCCACUUUAAUACGACUCCGUCGCUUACGUUCUGCCGAUGAUCUAGUGAAAACUAGAUUGUCGGAGUUGGAAGCAGAAGUGGAAGGAUAAACCAAUCACAAGCACGUUUCAACGCUUUGUGAUUAGUUUAGUUCUUCCGCUUCUGCUUCUGACUCGGACUACCCAUGCAUUUUUCACUUGAUCGUAAACGAGGGAGUCGUAAGCGGAAUCAGCAGAAGCAGAACGCUGAUUUCACUAGAUCGUAACUUAAAGUUCUACGCUUUGGAUUGCGACUCCGUCUCCAACGCCUUCACUAGUGGAAACCAGCCUUUAGAAACAGCUGACUGAAGAUCACGUUCAGCAAGUUGUCGCCCAAUGUAAGUCUAUCCGGCAAAUUUUUGCUUGUGGAAUACGUUAUCUUGGGAAUUCAUUUCAAGGAAUCCGGAAUCCCGCUAACGAUUUGAAUCUGGAAUCCAGUUUCUGGAAUCCGGAAUCCAGGGGCCUCGUUUUUCAAAGGUCCCGUCAACUUUUCGAGCUUGGGAACUGUGUUAUUGUUUAACAGGUUUUGGACCCGAAUACUUACCGGACCUUUCGAGAAACGGACCCCAGGGGAGAGGGUGGAAUACAGAAUCCAAUUACAUGGGGAUGAAGUUAAGUCAAAAAAAUUUUAGUAUCACGGAAUGGAAGUUGCAUGAAAACACUUGUAACAAAGUCAGUGUAAGUUCGGGUAAAACGCUGAAUUAAGUAGACGUUAAGUUUAUUAAUCACAGAAAUAUUGGUUAGCGGCAUAUACACUUUUUGUUACAAACUAGGUAUUUCGAUGCACCUUCCCUGAUACUUGCAAUAUUUCUAGUUAACUUGAUGAACGUGAAAUUCAGUCAGAUGAGGCUGUAAGAUGUAUCCUGUAGGGACUAGCACCAAGUGUCCGUCCCAUUGAGCUUUUCGCUCUGGGUCAUUCAGAUAAUUGAAUGAAGAAGAAUGUGGCAAGGAACAACUUUAGGGAGUCUAUCCCAAAGCUUUUGUCAAGCAAGUCACCAUUGGGGGCUCCCCUUAAGAAAGUUGUCGACUUCCUACAAUAUCGGUUUCUGAAUCCUUCCUUGUGUGUAAAAUCUAGAUAUCUGAGAAACAGGUCCAGCCUUGUUCCCAAGGUUUUUCCCUCAAAAUGGGAGCCAUCAGAAAAAGCCCUCAUUUUAAACGAAACGCACAAGGAACGACGUUGAAAUAGGUCAACCUUGAUAAGAAUGAAGCCUUUCUUACUGAGGGCGAGUUUACAAAUGUCUAUGAAUGGAGCUCUGGGUUGGUUUUUUCUAAAGUCUCUAGUACGGGUGUUCAUAACCGCUUAAUAGAGUUCUCCGUUACAGAGAGAUUUGGCUCGAUUGCUUACUUCAGUUUCUUUUUUGAUGGUGUACAGAGAAUUCUCCUUGCUAACAAGAAAAAACUGGAGAAAAGAAACAUACCCUCUAACCUGUUAAGGUAUGCAUAACACGCAUGGAAAGUGUUCUUUUAAAUUGCACCCUUAAGAGGGAAAUUCCUAACUACAGCACUGUGGCUAUGUGAAAAGUCAUUCUUCGUAUAAUCUCCUGCGUCCCUGAUCGAGAAGAAAAAAUCUCUUUGAAGACCGUGUAUUGUGCACCUGAUGUGUGUAGUUUUAGCAACUCACUUAUUGCGGAGCUCCACGCGCCCACGAAGCCCCAUAGAUAAUUAAGGAACGUUGGUUAACUAUCCAUUCAAGAAAUUUGGGUAGUCACGUGACCGUACGUCCGACCUUCCGUCCGUCCUUCUGUCCGUACCACUGGGAAACCGAUGCGAAAUGUUAGUGUGGGAGUCUGCAACCUGAUGUUGUACGUCCACAUUGUAAUCAUUUGACAGCUGUCAAAUUAGGGCAGACGCUGACUAGAAUCAGAUGACCGUACCGCAGGAUCAGGUGUCGACCCAGCGAGGUUACGUGUUUUUUUUAAGUUCCCCUCUGACAAGUUCCUAGUUUUUACCAGAUCGCAGGCUCAACUUCAGGUGGAUUUCUUUGCACUUUGCAGUGGUUACAAGUUUAUUGUAAACUGAUAAACGGUAGGGUCGUUGUGUAAGACGUUUCGUAAUCAAGAAUUUUUGGAUCAGCUAUUGAAAAGCCACGCCCUUAAAUGCUAUUGGCUCAAGACUUAGUUACUACUCUCACACUUUUUUUUCAGCUCGUAUUUACUUCAGCUUAAUGUUUUUUUUGAAGAACUGAAUUAUGAAGUGAUCGAAGAACGUAUUGGAUAUGGGGUAAGCUACCUGGAGGUCGUAAAGUGGCAUUAAAGGGGUCAUGUCACGAGAAUAUUGUUGUUUUAGGUCAAAUCGAAGGGUGCUUAAGUCAUUACAUAGAACCUAAACCCAAACAGAAAAAUUCUCUUGAUGAGUUAUGAAGAAUAUAUCAAACAAAUUUCAUCAGGGAGCAUUAAAAUAUCAUUUUUUGGUGAUUUUUGCAGACAAGAGAGAAUGAUGGGAAUUGACCUGAAAAAUUAAAGUUUCAAUCCAAGUUCAUCCUUGCCAUCCGUGGCAAUAGGCGACAGAAAACUGUUUCACUUCCUAAAUAUAAGCUUAUAAAUAACAAAAGACAAGUUAAGCUUUUAAAGAGGUUGUAGCAAACCUGGUCAUUUGAAACUGAGCAUGUUGGACUUUCUUCCAGCUCUGUACGUUAUCUGAACAGUAAUAAGGCAACGUCCGUAAAGCUUGGUUAACCCUUUAAACCCUAAGAGUGAUAUGGCAGCGUCAAAUUUCAGGGUGGUCAUGAGAAUUACGGACAUGAUCACACAAGAUGAAUCUUCUCCCCUCAACUUCUAUAGUAAAAGAAUAGUGGAAAAAAAUGAGAAUUUGUAUUUGAUAUUAGGGUUGAAAGGGUUAACUCUCUCUAACUCAAUUCAGUAACUGACUGCAGUUUGCCUUUGAUGGUGAGCCCUUGCUGUGAGCUGCGGGGCUAUUCAGUGAAAAUAAAAAGCGAGCUUACGCUUUAUGGCAAAUUCAAAUAUCUCGCUUGGAUCGUUGAAACCCCAUUUAUUAUAAAACAGGUUACCUGGCCUAACUAAGGAUGCCUGAUAGCGUCUAUUUUUUACUGUUUUAGCUGGUGAAUUUUAUAGCAGACAUUGGAGGCAACGUGGGUAUCUGGAUUGGCGUUUCUGCUCUGACGAUCGCAGAAAUUCUGGAAUUGCUGUGCAUUAUAAUUCAUCACGUGAUCAAGACUUGCACUCAUCGAACCAGCAAGAUCCUGGCUAUCACGUAA
Molecule: messenger RNA, 12161 nt
Organism: Porites evermanni
Lineage: Eukaryota; Metazoa; Cnidaria; Anthozoa; Scleractinia; Poritidae
Source: the annotation of a GenBank genome assembly